GGGCAGGGGGCACGGACGCGCUUGCGCAGAGCAGGGCAGCGCCCAGGAGCAACCGGGACUGCAGGAGCUGAUACCUGGAGUUCAGCCCCUGGCGCUCGCCCCUUUUAGAUGCUUCCGGCCCGGCUGCUCCCCUUGCUUCGUGCCCCCCUGCAGCUGCUCCCCCGCCUGGCCUCUUCCACCCCCAUGGCUGGGGAAAAGUCGGUGGAGGCGUCCAUCCGCUCCAAGCUGCAGCGGGAGCUGGAGCCCACCCAUCUGGAGGUGCAUAAUGAGAGCCAUCAGCACGCUGUGCCCCCCGGUGCCGAGACCCACUUCAAGGUGGUGAUCGCCAGCUCCCGCUUCGCCGGCCUGCCCCUGCUGCAGCGCCACCGGCUGGUGAAUGAGAUCCUGCAAGCUGAGCUGGCUGGCCCCAUCCAUGCCCUCUCCAUCCAUGCCAAGACCCCGGAGCAGUGGGACCAGAACGCCGGCGUGAGCCCCAGCCCUGCCUGCCUCGGCGGCUCCAGGCACGACCCGCACGUGGCUGAGAAGCUGGGGAGCCAGGGAUAGCCUGAGGGGGCAGCAUCAGUGGGGAACUGGGGGGUUGGUAACUGGAUUAUAGGCAUUGCGCUGCUAUAAGGUGUGAUGCUUAUUCUGUGCCCACAGCCCUGGCUGCGUCACUGCCCUUGGGGCAUUGGCAGCAGGGAGGGUGGGGGCACCUUUGGCAGGAUGGUGACAGCCUUGUUCCUGGUAGCAGCUGACCUAGCUGCCAGAGCAUGCACACGGGUUUUUCAUGGAGGGGUUGUGCCUGUGUCCCCCCUCGCUGUGUUGAGCAUCCCGGCAGAGCUGGGUCGUAGUAGGGACCGAGUGCCGUGAUGUCCUUCCAGCUCUCAGCACCACGUGUUGAAAUGGGGAGGGGUGGGGGGUCUUUGCACUGUGAAUAAAGCCUGUGCUCCAUCAAGCCGUGGGGAAC
Gavialis gangeticus (Gharial) is the source of this 946-nucleotide messenger RNA. It is a transcript of the gene BOLA1, whose product is annotated as bolA family member 1. Lineage: Eukaryota; Metazoa; Chordata; Crocodylia; Gavialidae. The record is from RefSeq and is a predicted model, not a curated record. Gene Ontology annotation, cellular component: mitochondrion. The transcript is spliced from 2 exons. The coding region runs from base 109 to 543 and encodes 144 amino acids.